AUGGCUGGACACCAGAAGGAGAAGGUGAUCGCAGAUGAGGUCCACCAGAACCAGAUCCUGCGGGAAUUGUACCUCAAAGAGUUACGAACCCAGAAACUCCACACGCAGUAUCAUGUGAAUCCACUCCGCAAGGUUCACACAAUCGCCAGAAAGCCCAUGUCUUGGCAUGAUAACCUGGAGGAACCUGCAGAUGCCAGGUUCCUAAAUCUUAUCCACCAUGCUGCCCAGGGACCAAGGAGGAAAUACCCCGAGGCACAGACUGAAAGUCAAGAGAUUGGAUGGGACUCAGAGCCAUUGGUCAACCCACAACGCGAUGACCGCAGGCUGAACCACUUCAGGGUCUACAAAGACAUCACUCUAUACAAGGCUAAAAUGUGGAGCUUGGGAGAAGAUGGUCACCACAAGUAG
Molecule: messenger RNA, 408 nt
Organism: Lagenorhynchus albirostris (white-beaked dolphin)
Lineage: Eukaryota; Metazoa; Chordata; Mammalia; Artiodactyla; Delphinidae
Gene: CFAP144
Product: cilia and flagella associated protein 144
Exons: 4
Coding region: 1-408 (135 amino acids)
Cellular component (GO): ciliary base
Source: RefSeq, a predicted model, not a curated record